UAUAUAUAUAUAUAUACUUUUAGAGAGUGCAGAUAAUGAGAGAACCCAAAAUCAGAGUUCGGUAAAAGCACCCAUUUUGCAUUUGGAACUCUGCACUGUAUCAGACUAGAGAAAGAUUGUAGAUGUAAUGCCAAGAACAAGAUUAUCUACAAAGCAUCACCUAUAGUAUUAAUUUUGUUUAUAAUAUGAUUAGUGGAAAAUCAUAUCUGCCUCUGACGAUUUGGCCACCACUAGUGAGUGAAGUGCAUGAAAUGGAAAGCACAACAACUCAUGCAGCCCAUGUUAGUUUUUUUUUCCUCUCUCUCUCCUUUGAAAAUUAAACAAAACAAAAUAAAUCAACAAACGCCUUUGUUCUCAAAUGAGAAGUAUUUGACGGUUCGAAUAAAAUUAAAUUAAAAGAUACUGACAAAGAAUUCAUACUCCAAGGAAAACUCAACCUUAUGUGACACUUCACCUUUUGGUUUGAUAACAACAUAACUUAAGUACAUAACAAUAUCACCUCUUAUUGCAUGCUUUGAUUGAACAAGUCUUAGUCCAUGCUCACCAUACCCCAUUGCCUCCUUAUCAUUUUCUCCUCUUUCAUUCCUUUACCAUUAUUACUCCUCCAAAGUCCAAACCACACCCUUCAUUGCUAGAACAAUAUUCUAUGCAUAGGAAAUUGAAAAGGAAAAGAAAGCAGAAAAAAAAAAUCUGAAAAGAUCAUAGAUGGGUCGAGUGAUACAUGUUGCGGUGGUGGCAGCCUCAUUGGGAUGUGUUUCAACCCUUUUGCUGGUUUUUAUAUGGCGUUUGUGUCACCACAAGAAAGAGCACAAAGACUUUGUUGAGGCCAAUAGGAUCACCAGAAUGGAGAGCCUCCAAGCAGGAAUUGCAAGACUUCAUCAACAACCAUCAAUCUAUCACCAAUUUGAUCACAAAAACAAAAACAAAGGUAAAUUUUAUGUGUUUCAUAAUGGUGUCUCAAGAAGAGGACACUUGUUUAACUGGGAUGAUCAUCCCUACCUUGUUGUUGAUGCUGUGGAAAAUGGUUGGUCUAGAUUUGCUUUUAGUAACUACAAGAGCAACAUGACAUCUCAUUUAAAGAGAUCAACCCUUUUAGGAGCAUGUGCAGCUGGUGAAUAUGGAAUGAAAACUAAUGCUGAGAUAAGCUGGGAAGUGUGCAAUGGAUCAGCUGAAUAUAUGCAGAAGAUUAGGCUCAAUCCUGGGUUAAAAAAGGUUCUUCACACAAACAACUCUUCCAAUAUGAGUGUUGCUUCUGUCAUUAGGACGGUUUUACCUCUUCCUGGCCCUCCUUUGGGGAACUAUGCCUUCCCACAAGAGGCCUAUUUUGAAAUCACCAUCUUGUUUUCUCAUAUCGAUGAUCAUGAAUUGGUUGUUGCGAAGAGAGAAGGGGAGAAGACAAAACUCCUCAUUGAAGAUGGUUCCAAUGGAGCAAGUGAAUUGGACACUGUUGAAGAAAUGAAACUUGGCCAGAAAGAGGGUGGUGAAAAGAGUGGAUCUGUGAUGUUCUCAUUGGGGUUAACAGCUGGAGGGGGUGUUCCUUUGACAGUUCCAGGUAGCUACCCUCGGAGCAUUGGAUUCAAUUCCAAUGGUUCUGUCUUUCUUGAAGGAAUGAAACUUGUAAUGGAGUCUGAGAAGGCACAAUGGAUAGGAACUGAUAGGGUAAUUGGUUGCGGGUUUGAUCCAAGGCAGAAAAAGGUUUUCUUCACAUUGGACUCAGAGUUGGUGCAUGUCAUCCACUGCCAGUCAGAGGAAUUUGCCACUCCACUCUGUCCAACUUUGGCUGCAAAUAUAGACAUUCAGGUUUUGGUUAAUUUUGGACAAAGUGCAUUCAAAUAUGCACCUGCAAAUGCGCAAAGAACACCAAAUCCAUGCUUCAUAGCCCCACUUGUGAAUUCCCCUGGUGCUACCCUUGGCUAUGAUGACAGCAAGGAGCUCUUCUCCAUGGGAAGGAUUGAUUCUCAGUGGCUUAAUCGAUCCGCAAACAAAGGAAAUCACCACAAUGGGAAUAGUACUCAAGUCUUAGAUUUUGAUGAGUCUGAGGCUGAUCUAUUUGAAAUAGUCUUGGAUGUCUCAAAACACAGUGCCAUAGCUCACAGAAAAUGAGGCAUAAUUGGAUGCAAUUAAACUUUAUUUCUCCUUGUUCAAAUACCCUUUGAUCUCUCUCCGUCAACUGCACCUGCUGUGAAGAGAGAAAAUGAUACAAGUUCAAUAACUGGAGAGGAUCUAGGCCCAUUCAAACACGGUAUUGUAUGGCGUUGCUGCACAUACAUCACCUUCAUUUGGAAGCAUGUUAUGAUCUCAUCCAUCAUCUGAGAAGCAUCUUCGGCAGCCAUAAGGUCUUAAUGAAUCAGUCCUGAAUACGAAUGUAGAAAACACACAGAAAGAGGUUAACUUUAUUGUCAACCGUGGAGAGUUUCUGACUAACUAAUCAUAACAGUUUUUUUUUUUUUUUGUCUCUUCCUUUCUACUCUUGAAACAUAUUAUAUUUCUUCUUUGGUGGCUAAGCACCUGGUUUUACCUUUUAGAAGAAAGCUUAAUCUUCCAUCUGUAAAUAACUAUGUAAUCUGAUGGUAUAUUAUACUUUCUGGCUUUCUCAUUCAA
This is a messenger RNA of Glycine soja, 2601 nucleotides long. RefSeq names its product zinc protease PQQL-like. Bases 706 to 2103 code for a protein of 465 amino acids. NCBI's taxonomy places the organism in Eukaryota, Viridiplantae, Streptophyta, Magnoliopsida, Fabales, Fabaceae. The transcript is spliced from 2 exons. Gene Ontology annotation, biological process: cell-cell adhesion. The record is from RefSeq and is a predicted model, not a curated record.